Messenger RNA from Condylostylus longicornis, 4872 nucleotides. RefSeq names its product histidine decarboxylase (gene Hdc). The coding region runs from base 16 to 3615 and encodes 1199 amino acids. Gene Ontology annotation, molecular function: pyridoxal phosphate binding; histidine decarboxylase activity. Gene Ontology annotation, biological process: histamine biosynthetic process; L-histidine catabolic process. NCBI's taxonomy places the organism in Eukaryota, Metazoa, Arthropoda, Insecta, Diptera, Dolichopodidae. The transcript has 11 exons. The record is from RefSeq and is a predicted model, not a curated record.
AAGGGAAAUUCUACUAUGAGCCAAAUUUACAUUUUUCUAGGUAAAGAAAUGGUCGAUUACAUUGCAGACUACCUUGAAAAUAUACGUGAUCGUCGAGUCUUUCCCGAUGUCAAACCUGGUUACAUGCACAAUUUAUUACCAGAGUCAGCACCGGUUGAUGGCGAAAAGUGGGAAAGUAUAUUUAAUGAUAUUGAACGUAUUAUAAUGCCAGGUGUAACUCAUUGGCAAAGUCCCCAUAUGCACGCAUAUUUUCCAGCAUUAAACUCAUUUCCAUCGAUGUUAGGAGAUAUGUUAGCUGAUGCUAUCAAUUGCCUAGGUUUUACAUGGGCAAGCUCACCAGCUUGUACCGAGUUAGAAACAAUUGUAAUGAAUUGGUUAGGAAAGAUGAUUGGUUUACCUGACGAAUUUCUUCAUUUGAACAGUAGCAGUAAGGGCGGUGGUGUAAUACAAACAACAGCAAGUGAAGCUACUUUGGUUUGCCUUCUAGCAGGUCGCACACAGGCUAUUAAGAAAUUUCAUGAGCAAACUCCUGGACAUCAGGAUGCAGAAAUCAACGCAAGACUUGUUGCUUAUUGUUCAGACCAAGCACAUUCAAGUGUAGAGAAAGCUGCAUUAAUCGGUCUUGUGAGGAUGCGUUAUAUUGAAUCAAAUGAAGAGCUUUUGAUGCGUGGAGCACCACUAAAGGAAGCAAUAGAAACCGAUAUUAAACAAGGCUUAAUACCUUUCUGGGUUUGUUGUACAUUAGGAACAACUGGAGCAUGUGCUUUUGAUAAUUUGGAUGAGAUUGGAGAAGUUUGUCGUGAAUUCGGUUUGUGGUUACAUAUAGAUGCCGCAUAUGCAGGAAGCGCAUUAAUUUGCCCUGAAUAUCGCGUAUGGUUAAAGGGUAUUGAAAGAGCAAACUCUAUAGCAUUUAAUCCAUCGAAAUGGUUGAUGGUUCACUUUGACUGCACUGCAAUGUGGGUCAAGGACAGCACUGCAGUUCAUAGAACUUUUAACGUCGAGCCUCUGUACUUGCAACAUGAAAAUUCCGGACUAGCAAUAGAUUACAUGCAUUGGCAAAUUCCUUUAAGUAAAAGAUUUCGAUCACUUAAACUUUGGUUUGUUUUACGAUAUUUUGGAAUUCGAGGCCUACAAAAACAUAUCAGAGAGGGGGUACGACUGGCACAAAAAUUUGAAGCAUUAGUUUUAGCAGAUCAUCGGUUUGAAAUCCCAGCAACACGACAUCUGGGAAUGGUAGUAUUUCGCAUAAAAGGCGAAAAUGAACUCACAGAAAAAUUACUAAAACGCUUGAAUCAUCGUGGAAGAUUACAUUGUGUUCCAGCAUCAUUGAAGGGUAAAUACGUAAUUAGAUUUACAGUAACAUCAACUCAAACAACAAUUGAAGACAUAUUAGAGGAUUGGAAUGAAAUUAGAGUAGUCACAUCAGAAUUACUAGAAGAAAUGAAUGUCAAAAUUGAUCGUAUAAAAGUGUUUUUAAAAGACACAAAAGAAAAAAGCGAAGCAUUUGGCUCAAGCUUAUUACUUUCUAAUUCACCAAUGUCGCCAAAGGUAGUAAAUGGCUCUUUUGCCGCAAUAUUUGACGCUGAUGAAUUCUUAGCUAAAACUUAUGCUGGAGUAAGAAUUGCUAAUCCAACAUUACACACAAAGCUACCACCUUUACGCCCAUUAAUAAAACGCCCAACAAAUUUCACUAAUUUUCAGCAUCAAGAUUCUCCAUCAAUGCGGCGUCGAGUUCGUGGAAUUUUGAUGUCAGGUAAACAAUUCUCUUUGGACUCUGGGAUGGAUCUCGUAAUUCAAUCUUGUUGUGAUUCUAAUACUGAACAAAUAGAAGCAAACGCCAUUAAAGAAGAUAGUGAAGAUGGUUUGGAAGAAUAUGAAUUACUAGAGAAUACUCCGCUAACACCUCCACCAAGAAUAUCACCAAUGAUAAACCAUCAUUCCCUUCAACAACUGAAAGAACGAAAAUUAAUGGAGACCAAGGCCUUAUUGAGAAAUUCAGCGAAGUCGGCUAUUCAAUUUUCAAAACAACCAAAACCAAUUAAAAUCGAAAUGCAAGAUCCAACCCAAGUCGGAAAUAAAUGUAAACUUUUAGAUAAUUCUUCAUUAUCAAGAUCAGUGGCAAAAUCACUUCGCCAAGAAAAAACAAAAGCCAAUGAUUUUAAGGGUAGAAUUUUUAAUUUUAAUAAUAGAUUUGAAGACAAAUUUUUAUCAUACAUUAAAAAAAAUUCAUCUAAUAUGGAAAAUACUUGUAGUCAGUGUAAAGUUCCGUUAAAUUUGAACAAUGAUGAUACUUGUGCAAAAGUGAAUGAAAAAAGUCAGUAUAAAUCAAAUUUUAAAUCUACAGUUAAUACCGUUAUAUUAAAACAAAAAAUUUUUUCAAGUCAACAUCCCAAAAGUAAAGGCAAAAAUAUCUUAGCUAAAGAAAGAUAUUUUCACAACGAAGAACCGAUUCUUUCAAACGAAAUAAACUCUUCAUUUAAGCAAACAGAAAAUUCGUCGCUAAAACCACAAACUUAUCAUGGCAAAAAGUUUUUAGAACAAUCUUCAAAUAAUGCAAUAUUUGCAUUUUAUAAUAUAGUUCCCAGAUCUACCAACUCAUAUCGACAUUAUAGUAGUAUUAGUGAUAUGUCAGAAGAGGAAUUGUCUUUAUAUGAUAGAAAUAGUGUUGAAUUGAGUUUCGAUAGUCAUUUAUUCCCUUCACCUACAACACAAAUUUUUAAUAAUUCAAAAUUGUUAAAUAAAAAUCAAAGUUCACCCUUGAAAAUAGAGUUAAAGAGUGACAAUAAUGUAAAUUUUAAAAGUAAUAUUGAUGCACAUGUUAAAUGUAAUAAUAAUGAAGACGUUGUCAAUCAUAAUCAUGAAUUAAAAUUAAAUGUUGAAACUGAAAAUCAGGAAGAUAUAACGGGGGUUUUAGAACGGUCAACAAGCUCUUUAUAUUUAGCCGCAUUUCUACAUACAAACAAUGAAAAAAGAUCUCCAGUUAAACAAUAUAAUUGUAAUAUUUCAACUCAGGAAAAUCAAAAUAAUAAAAUUGUAACUGGAAAAAAAGAAAAUGAACCAAAGAACAAUAGUUCAAUCGAGAAUAUGGUUAUUCCGCUUAAAAGUUUAUGUGAAUAUAAUGAAAAUGAAGGAAAAAGUCAAGUUGAAAGUUACGAGAACAGUAACGAACUCAAAACUAACAAAAAAAACCAAAGCUAUUUUCAUGAAACCAAGACGGACUCAUCAACAUCCAACUCAUCUACAAGUGUUUUAUCGUAUGCGGCAAGUUUGUGGUCAUCUCUUGAAGUUGUUGAAUUAUUAUCGCGAUCAUCUUCAACCGUACAUUUGGGUGCAGACAGUUGGACCGUAAUAAAAGAUCUCUCCGAAAAAGAGAACUCUGAAAAUACUGAAAUUUGCAAAAAAUGUGGACAUAAUACCAUUACAACACCAUCUAAUCAGCUAUUCGACGUCAAACCAAAACAAAAUGAUUACUGUAAUGAAAUAAAGAAUAUUUACAAAACUAAUUCCAUAGAAUAUAAAAAUUGCAAAACUAACCGUGAAGAUUGCCAUAAACAAAGUGUUGUUAGCGAACACACGUUUGAAAGUUGUGGUGUAAAUUAUGAGGAAUCUGCUUGAUUGUUACUGAUAAAUCGAACAAGUACCCUAUAACAAAAUUUUCAUAGAAAAUUUAAUUAACCGGUUUUUUUCUAAAACAAUCUCAAUUAUUGACUGAAAUAAAUCAACGACAUCUUGCAGUUAAGAUUUGUUUCAAAUGUUAGCUUUGCAUUAUAUAAUUAACUGUCAUAUGUUAUAUAGAUAGACAAUAAUUUGUCAAUUUGGUCCGUCACAAUGAAAAAAUCAAUAAUAUUUUAUAAAUAAUUUUUAACAAUUCAAAAUUAUAAAAAAAUUAAAGCUAUAAAUUAUAAAAAAAUUUUAAAAAACAAAAAUUUAUCCUAUUAAAAAUUUGGGUAAAGUUCAAAAGACUAAACAUUAAAAAUAUCAAUCAAAUUAAGUCAAAAUUUUUAAGCAACAUCGUACAUAUCAAUAUACCCAGCACUCGUCGCGUGAGUGCAAUUUUAAUCCAUAGACCACUUUCGUAAUUUUUGACUUAGGACCACAGCCAGGUUUUCAAGGAUGAACGUUCAGAAUAUGCAAUCCGUUUUUCGCUAUCUCAUUGAUUUUCUAAAUAUCCAGACGUUAUUUUGAUCUACCUCCAUUUUUAAUUUAAUUUGGGACAGAUUUUGAUUCAUUUUUUUGGCAAAUGUUUUAGUGCUAUAAUUUCAGAAGCAAUUUUCUCGUUUCAAAAAAUCUGUCGUAUGGAUUCAAAUUACCUUUAGUUUACGAUAUGUAUAUCUAUUUACUAAUUAAUUACAUACUUCCUAUAUAGAAGCAGAAAGGUGGAAAAACCAAAUUCGUUAAUUUUGUUUUUAUAUAGAGUAAAGCGUCCAUGGAUUAGUUACUUAACUGCUGCGCUAAUCAAAAACUUAAACAACAAGCUACAUUUAUUAAAGUUUCUUAUUGAACUACAUGUUAAACCAUCUUUAACAAAACAAAUUAAAAAAAUAAUGAAGUAAAUAUUUAAAAAAAGAAAUUAAUUGAAAACUGUUUAAUAACAGCGAACUAUUGAAAAUUUUUUUUACUUAAGAUUUCAUUUAAAAUAACACACUAGAAAAUUAAUAAAUAUUAUGUAAUAUAACUUGUUAUAGUAUGUAAUGUAAUUUGCUAUGUAUUUUAAUAUUUAAAUACUAAUAAUACAUUAUUUAUACAAUUAUAUUAAGCAAAGAUGUAUCUUAUUAUAUUUAUAUUUCCGCAUUAAAAAUAUGUUUCAAGUGUUAAUUGUAAUCGACAUUUUAUUAAAUAUGCAACAAGUUACAAAUUAUCGAAGAAUACGCA